Molecule: messenger RNA, 1995 nt
Organism: Ictidomys tridecemlineatus (thirteen-lined ground squirrel)
Lineage: Eukaryota; Metazoa; Chordata; Mammalia; Rodentia; Sciuridae
Source: RefSeq, a predicted model, not a curated record
ACGGGGACUUCCGCGAUGCUGGCGGCCCGGACCGGGGCAGCAGGGGGCCAUCUCUCCGAAGACAGCAGCAAGUUAAGGAGGCAGUCUGGGUUUCCCGCGGGGGGCAAGGACAAAUCGCCCAAGAAGACCCCCGACAAUGGCAAGGACAGCAGCCUCAGCCCCUCGGGGCCAAGCCAGCUCCGGGCGCGGCAACUGGCAGCGCUGCGAGAAGUGGAGAUGAGCUGGUACCUAAAACUGUGCGACCUGAGCAGCGAGCACGCCGCGGGCGCCACAGGCAUGCCGCACAGGAAUCUUGGAAAAUCAGGACUCAGAGUUUCUUGCUUGGGUCUUGGAACAUGGGUGACAUUUGGAGGUCAGAUUUCAGAUGAGGUCGCUGAACGGCUGAUGACGAUCGCGUACGAGAGUGGCGUUAAUCUCUUCGAUACGGCCGAGGUCUAUGCAGCUGGAAAGGCUGAGGUCAUCUUGGGCAGCAUCAUCAAGAAGAAAGGCUGGAGGAGAUCCAGCCUGGUCAUCACAACCAAACUCUACUGGGGUGGAAAUAGUGUGUGUACUUACUUUUCGUUUUUCCUGCUUCUGCUCCCAGGACUGAAGGGCUCCCUCCAAAGGCUGCAGCUGGAGUAUGUGGACGUCGUCUUUGCAAACCGUCCAGACAGCAACACGCCCAUGGAAGAAAUUGUCCGAGCCAUGACGCAUGUGAUAAACCAAGGCAUGGCGAUGUACUGGGGCACCUCCAGGUGGAGCGCCAUGGAGAUCAUGGAAGCCUAUUCUGUAGCCAGGCAAUUCAAUAUGAUCCCACCCGUGUGUGAACAAGCCGAGUACCAUCUUUUCCAGAGAGAGAAGGUGGAGGUCCAACUGCCAGAGCUCUACCAUAAAAUAGGGGUUGGCGCCAUGACGUGGUCCCCACUUGCCUGCGGAAUCAUCUCAGGGAAAUAUGGAAACGGCGUGCCUGAAAGUUCCAGGGCUUCUCUAAAGUGCUACCAGUGGCUGAAGGAAAGGAUCGUCAGUGAGGAAGGCAGGAAGCAGCAGAACAAGCUGAAGGACCUCUCUCCCAUCGCCGAGCGCCUGGGGUGCACACUGCCUCAGCUUGCAGUCGCGUGGUGCCUGAGGAACGAGGGCGUGAGCUCCGUGCUUCUGGGAUCAUCCACUCCCGAGCAGCUCAUCGAAAACCUCGGUGCCAUUCAGGUUCUCCCAAAGAUGACGUCACAUGUGGUCAAUGAGAUUGAUAACAUACUGCGCAACAAGCCCUACAGCAAAAAGGACUAUAGAUCCUAAGGCAAUGCAUGAGCCACAGAAGCUGCAUGGGUCACAUCACAGUCUGUACCCUGUACAGGAGUUCCUAGCCACUCUUCUGAACCACUUAGCAGCCCGCUGCUCAACCUCUAGCGUCCCUAGAUUGAGGUGUCUGCUGUCGCUGCCACUGUGCACCUGAAUUCCAAGCACAUCAGAAAACUCACAACCAAGAAAAUCCAUUCUAUUUUCUUACCUAGGACUGAAAUCCCUGCCCUGCACUGCUUCUCCGCCUCUUGCUUAGGCCACGGAAAGAGUACUGGGGAAAAAUGAUGUAUCGCUCUCGGGCAUUUGCUAACUUAAAGAAGGCUAUACAAGUAUAUUUUUUCAAGAGAAAACAAUCCAGGUGCAACUGAAUUGCAUAAGAAUCAGGAGAUCUUCAGUCAGAAGUCUUGCUUGGGAGAAAAAGCAGAAACAAUUUUACAUUUAUUCCUCACUUCAUAUUGAUAUGAGCAAGUUUUAUUUCACUUGUCAUAACAAAAAGUUCUAAGCAUUUGCUUUCAUUAUCUUUUAAAUAUUUACUGUAGCCUGGAUCUGUACUAGUUUAUCCAACGUGUCUACUAGAAUUCUAAUUUUAUGUCCAUUCACCCAUAGAGACGGUGGGAAGGUGAGUGCCACACUCUUUAACCAGACGGUGUGGCAAAUCUAUGAAAGGGAGGGACACACUGCUAGGGAAACAGCUUUGAAUAAAAUGUAUCUGCAAUUACA